CCUGACCGCCGGCCCCGACGCGUCCCCGGCGGCCGGCGGCCGUGCCGCUGCCAUGGGGCUGCCGACCCUGGAGUUCAGCGACUCCUACUUGGACAGCCCGGAUUUCAGGGAGCGCCUGCAGUGUCACGAGAUUGAGCUGGAGCGAACCAACAAGUUCAUCAAGGAGCUCAUUAAGGACGGCUCCCUACUCAUCGGGGCUCUGAGGAAUCUGUCUAUGGCAGUACAGAAAUUUUCCCAGUCACUGCAGGAUUUCCAGUUUGAAUGUAUUGGUGAUGCUGAAACAGAUGAUGAAAUUAGCAUCGCUCAGUCACUAAAAGAAUUCGCAAGACUACUUAUCGCAGUAGAAGAAGAAAGGAGAAGACUGAUUCAAAAUGCUAAUGAUGUAUUAAUUGCACCACUUGAGAAAUUUCGCAAAGAACAAAUAGGUGCAGCAAAAGAUGGAAAGAAGAAAUUUGACAAAGAGAGUGAAAAAUACUAUUCCAUUCUUGACAAACAUUUAAAUUUGUCUGCAAAGAAAAAGGAAUCUCAUUUGCAAGAGGCAGAUACACAGAUUGACCGAGAACAUCAGAACUUCUAUGAGGCAUCACUAGAAUAUGUCUUUAAAAUUCAAGAGGUUCAGGAAAAAAAGAAGUUUGAAUUUGUCGAACCGCUUUUAUCAUUCCUUCAGGGUUUAUUUACUUUCUACCACGAGGGAUAUGAACUCGCCCAGGAAUUUGCACCAUAUAAACAACAGCUGCAGUUCAACUUGCAGAAUACGAGGAAUAAUUUUGAAAGUACUCGACAAGAGGUAGAGCGAUUGAUGCAGAGGAUGAAAUCUGCCAAUCAAGAUUACCGGCCACCCAGCCAGUGGACAAUGGAAGGCUACUUGUAUGUCCAGGAGAAACGACCUCUUGGUUUUACAUGGAUUAAACAUUAUUGUACAUAUGAUAAAGGAAGUAAAACUUUUACAAUGAGUGUUUCAGAAAUGAAAUCCAGUGGGAAAAUGAAUGGCCUUGUUACUAGCUCACCAGAAAUGUUUAAAUUAAAAUCUUGUAUCCGACGAAAGACGGAUUCAAUUGAUAAACGAUUCUGCUUUGACAUAGAAGUGGUCGAAAGGCAUGGGAUCAUCACAUUGCAAGCCUUUUCGGAAGCUAAUAGAAAACUCUGGCUUGAAGCCAUGGAUGGGAAGGAACCGAUUUAUACCCUGCCUGCGAUUAUCAGCAAGAAAGAAGAAAUGUACUUAAAUGAAGCAGGGUUCAACUUUGUGAGAAAAUGCAUCCAAGCUGUGGAAACGAGAGGCAUCACCAUUUUAGGUCUCUACCGAAUAGGAGGAGUGAAUUCCAAAGUGCAGAAACUCAUGAAUACCACAUUUUCUCCCAAGUCCCCUCCUGACAUGGACAUUGAUAUUGAACUGUGGGAUAAUAAGACAAUAACAAGUGGACUGAAAAACUACCUCAGGUGCCUUGCAGAGCCACUGAUGACUUACAGAUUACACAAAGAUUUUAUUGUUGCUGUUAAAUCUGAUGACCAAAACUACCGGGUGGAGGCUGUACAUGCAUUGGUACACAAGUUACCAGAGAGAAACAGAGAGAUGCUGGACAUCUUAAUAAAGCACCUGGUCAAAGUGUCCCUACACAGUCAACAAAAUCUGAUGACAGUCUCAAACCUUGGUGUCAUAUUUGGUCCAACUCUAAUGAGAGCACAGGAAGAAACUGUGGCUGCCAUGAUGAAUAUUAAGUUUCAGAAUAUUGUGGUUGAAAUUCUGAUAGAGCACUAUGAAAAGAUUUUUCACACUGCCCCAGACCCCAGCAUCCCUCUUCCUCAGCCUCAGUCUCGAUCCGGAUCCCGGAGGACACGUGCAAUCUGCCUCUCCUCAGGCUCCCGGAAGCCCAGAGGGAGGUAUACUCCGUGUUUGGCAGAACCUGACAGCGACUCCUAUAGCAGCAGCCCCGACAGCACGCCCAUGGGGAGCGUCGAGUCCCUCUCCUCCCACUCGUCCGAGCAGAACAGCGCCACGAAGCCUGCCUCCUGCCCGCCCAGGGAGAGGUCUGCCGGGAUCCCGUGGAUUGCGGCCCCAUCACCCAGCAACGGACAGAAGAGCCUUGGUCUCUGGACCACGAGUCCCGAGUCAAGUUCUCGAGAAGACGCAACCAAAACGGACGCGGAAUCAGACUGCCAGAGUGUCACCUCCGUCACCAGUCCCGGGGACGUGUCCCCACCCAUCGACCUGGCCAAGAAGGGGCCCUAUGGGCUCUCGGGACUGAAAAGAGCCUCGGCUUCCUCCCUCAGAUCCGUCUCUGCGGCUGAAGGAAACAAGAGCUACAGCGGAUCCAUUCAAAGUUUAACUUCCAUAGGUUCCAAAGAGACACCCAAAGCCACGCCAAACCCAGAUCUGCCUCCAAAAAUGUGUAGGAGGUUAAGGCUGGACACCGCCUCCAGUAACGGCUACCAGCGCCCCGGCUCCGUUGUGGCAGCAAAGGCCCAACUAUUUGAAAACGUUGGUUCAGUUAAGUCAGUUUCUUCUGGACGCCAAGCCAAAGCCAUGUACUCCUGUAAAGCAGAGCACAGCCAUGAGCUUUCCUUCCCACAGGGGGCGCUAUUCUCUAACGUGUACCCAUCAGUGGAACCAGGAUGGUUGAAGGCAACUUAUGAAGGCAAAACAGGACUCGUCCCAGAAAAUUACGUUGUCUUCCUCUAAUGCUAUUUAGUGGACGGCAGUAUCUUCAUGGUAUCCAUGGUAACAAGUAAUAAGUGCUAUGAUUUUAUCUGACACAGAUAUAAGGAUCAGCCCAUUAAAAUGAAAAAUAAUCCAUUUCUAGUGAGUUUUCCACUGCAGAAUAUGUAGCUGCAUUAACAGAAAGGGAAAAAAAUGUUUAAGUUGUUUGCCAUUCUUUUUUUAUCUUGGGCUGAUUUCUUAUUUUGAAAUAGCUUAUCCCCAUCCCCUGCUUUUUUUUUUUUUUUUUUUUAAUAAGUAACUCUCCACAAUGUCUCUUUAAUAACAUUUAUAAAAAUCUCAAAUACUGUGUUAAGUACUACAUCCCAGAAAUUUGGAAACCAGAAAUCUGCUAUAAGACUUUUAAGACCUGCCCAUUACUGUCUGGUAUUCUCUGAGAAACCUUGAAAUCAUUGCUAAAAAAAUGUAAUUUAAUCUGUUCAUUUAUUAUUUUUUCUUAAAAAUAUACUGCUUUUAUAUAUGAUUGUUUUGCUGGUCCUAAACAUUUCAAGAAAUAAGGGUUUUUUUUGACAUAAGUUUAUUUUUAUUUGUUUACCAAGUAAAUGAUAAUGUUCAAAAGCAGUAAUGUAUAUGGUGUCUGUAAAUGAAACCAAGUUAAGUCAUACACUGAUUCUGCUGUAAACACUCUGUCCAGCAUUCCAGAUGCCAUCUAUGUGCUUAGAGCAGGGAUCAGCAAAGAACUUCUGCAGAAGCUUAAUAGGAAAUACUUUGGGCUUGGCAGGACCUAUUGUCUCCAUCACCCUGUUCAGACUGCCGUUGUAGUGGAGAGCAGUCACAGACAACAUGUGAAUGGGUGUGCCUGUGUAUCAAUACAGCUUUCUUUCGUGACGCUGAAAUCUGAAAUUGUGAAUCUGUCAUGCCAUAAGAUAUUAAGCUUCUUUGACUUUAAAAAAAAUCCAUUUAAAAAUAGAAAUUUAUAGCUGAUGUGCCAUACAAAAGCAGGUGGCAAGCCAGAUUUGACUUAUGGGUCAUGGUUUGCUGAUCCCUGGUUUGGAGGAUGUGUAAAACUGUCUGUAUUACUUUGAGAUUUUAUGAAAUUUUACUCCAUUAACAUAAAUACUGAUAAGUGAUAUGCACAUACCCUCUGCUAGAAUCAGUACAGUGGUAUCACAAAUGUGUAAUUACAAUGAUAGGAAAAUGAUGGAAAAGUACAGUAUACAAGCAUACAGCUUAAAUUCUACUUGUUAUUCUGUAAUGUGUCCAAGGAUUUUAUUGAUACCCUUUUGGCUCCAAAUGAUAAAGAUGAUGUAUUAAGACAGUGGUUGGAACACUAUGCCUUCUAAAGUCUAUGAUUAGUUGAGGCAUAAUCUUAACAUAAAGGUACAGGAUUCUUAAAUUAUUUUGAAAUUAUUUCAUCAUCUUUAGCAGGAAUAAAGUCAUAUAUAAUUUUCCAUUAUGCCUUUCGAUUUACAGCCUUUAAUAGAAAUUUCACUGUGUUUAUAGAGCAUAGAAAUAGGUAUUUACUAUACAUUUAUAUAUACCAUAAUUAUCUGGUCAUAUGUUGACCACUUCUUCUAUUAUUUCUAUUUAAUAACCCUCAUACUAUUUCUAACAUAUCUGCAUGUGGCAAAGAGCCUUUCUUCUCAAGAUUCCCAAAAGCUGGUUCUCUGCCACGGAUUGCCACAGCACUGGCCCGCUUGGCCACAGUAUUGUACAUGCUACUUCAAAGGUCUUCACUGUAUAGACACUCAGGUAUUGACUGUAGACAGUUCUUUUUACAUGAUACUGCUUUGUAAUCUCCAUCUCUUCUACUUUAAGUUAAUGUUUCUAGAGUUAAUAGGUUAAAUUAUAUACAUACACAACUAUGCCUUGGAGCAUUUAUGCUUUUAAAAUUAAAAAUGGAAUAAUGGAUUAGGAUUUAGAGGUAAAGAGAAUAACAGUAGGCAGAAUUACAACCGGAAAUAAAUAUCAGCAUGGAAAUAAAGGAAUGGAAAAUAUUUAAUGUUGUAAAAAUCAGUAAUAUAAUGAAAAAAUCGGA
Molecule: messenger RNA, 4691 nt
Organism: Dama dama (fallow deer)
Lineage: Eukaryota; Metazoa; Chordata; Mammalia; Artiodactyla; Cervidae
Gene: ARHGAP42
Product: Rho GTPase activating protein 42
Exons: 24
Coding region: 53-2677 (874 amino acids)
Biological process (GO): signal transduction
Cellular component (GO): cytoplasm
Molecular function (GO): GTPase activator activity; protein binding
Source: RefSeq, a predicted model, not a curated record